AUGAAAACAACAUACCUCCCGCAGACCCACAAUCGCAGUCUCCUCAUGAAACUAGACACCGGCAGUGUCUCUCUCUGUUGGAGAGGAGGGACUCCACCGUCUGGGUAUCGCUGGAAAGUGCCGGAGAGGAGGGGAUCCACCGGUUGGGUGUCGCUAGAAAGCGCUGGACGGCGAGGCGGGGCUGGAUGGAAGUCAGAGGUGGGAGGUGUCGGCGCCAAGAGAAACGUCGAAGGUGGGAGAAGCCGUCAACGUUGA
Messenger RNA from Lactuca virosa, 255 nucleotides. The record is from the annotation of a GenBank genome assembly. Lineage: Eukaryota; Viridiplantae; Streptophyta; Magnoliopsida; Asterales; Asteraceae.